AUGUCCAACAACAUUGCAAGUACUUCUACGAGUGCUCCUACAGCUGGUCUUUCGACAGUUGAAAUUAAUGAAUGGAGUCGAAAUAGGGUUAAGGAAUUUUUGCAAGAAAGGAGAGCUGAAUUAGAUCUUGAGGACGAAGAUAUCAAUAUAAUAUAUAAUCAGAGAGUCAGGGGUGACAUCUUCCUUAAAUUAACCGAAGUAACUCUUGAAAGGUGGGGAAUACCAGGUGGACCGGCUAUAGCAAUCACAGAAUUGGUUAAACAAGUUAAAGGAGCUGGCAUUUUAAAAUCAAACACCGGACUUGUGUCUGUUUUUGUGGACAAUUCCAACUUGUUUAUCGAAGGAAAAAAUUCCUUUUACCUUAACCAGCUUCACAUUGAUCAUGGUCAUCUUCUAUCAACAAUAUUGAAAAGACAGCAAAUGGGUAGCAAUCCAAUUAUUGUUGGCUCUCGUCCACUACCAAACGAUUCACUAUGGAAGCAAAUCCGAAAUCAAGGUUAUGAUGUAGUUGUUUACAACCGAAAUAUCGAAAACAAAGAAAAAAAAGUAGAUAUGGCUCUCGGGGUUUCGAUAAUGAAUGUCAUCUGGUUUAAUAAUCCUGGUGUACUCAUUCUAAUAGCUGGUGAUGGGGAUUAUGAGCCUGUAAUAAAUGAGGCUCUAAAACACAAGUGGAAAGUUGAAAUUUGGUUUUGGUCAUCAGCUGCUCAACACUUACAUGAUCUAGAUAUUCAAGAACAAGUGAUUAUGGCACAUAUAGGUCAUAAAAGUGUUCAAGGAAUCCGUAUUUACAAAAAAGUCAACAAAGAACAACAACUUAAUACAGUAAAUGCUUUGAUUAAUAUUACUGAUAGG
Acaulospora morrowiae is the source of this 852-nucleotide messenger RNA. Lineage: Eukaryota; Fungi; Glomeromycota; Glomeromycetes; Diversisporales; Acaulosporaceae. The record is from the annotation of a GenBank genome assembly.